AUGAUUGAUAACAAAGAAGGAAUUGUUGAAGACGUGCAUGGUGACAAAAUCGUUGUCCGAUAUGAGAAAGUAUCUGUACUUUUUGAUGGAGUUUCUACGAAGAAAUUUGCUGUUAACGAUAUUGUAACAUUUUCAGCCGAUUCUGCGCUUCCCUCUGAUCAUACAAUUUUUCAAAAGUUUUUCAAAAACUCCAAAAACCUUGAAUUUAAAGGAAAAAAUAUCAAGUUGAAGAAGAAAGCGCACAUUGCAUACGGAAAAGGUAUUGUUGUUGAAGUUCGUCAGAAUUUCAUGAUCGUGCAAUGGGAUGAAGUCUUUCCAAAUAUUAAAAAAAAUAACCACAAAGUGUUAUGCCUUCCUUCUGCGAUGAGACCAAGGCGCGAUAAUGUUAAUUCAGAAUUUAAAAUUGGAGAUAUUGCGCAGUUUUAUGCAUAUGAGCAGCCUCCAUCUCGUUCGAUGGCCAGUUGGCGCGCGAAAAUUUUUACCCACGAAAGCAACAAAAUUAUUGAGGAGGUUGUAAAUAACCAAACGGUGUACACAGUCGAGGAAAAACAAUCGAAAAGUUCGAAACUUGAAGUUGUCAAAAAUGGAAAUGCGGCACCAUCCCUUCCUUUGACUAAUAAGCCGCCUCCGGUAGCCGGUUAUGAUUUCAAUGAUUGCUCGGAAAAGGCUUGCGAAGCCCGAUUUAAUGCGUUUGUUGACAAACUGCGCAUCGAAUCACCGGAUUCGAUUUUACUUCGAGAUGGUUUUGGAAUACUCCUUCAAUUGAAAUAUUUAAAGGAAGUUCAAGAAACCAUGCAAGCUCUCAGUGUCGCAGAUUUUCUCUAA
Caenorhabditis bovis is the source of this 825-nucleotide messenger RNA. NCBI's taxonomy places the organism in Eukaryota, Metazoa, Nematoda, Chromadorea, Rhabditida, Rhabditidae. The record is from the annotation of a GenBank genome assembly.